ACAAAAAAUAUUUUUAAUAUAUUUUUUUUCCUAAUUUAAUUUCAAUUAGUUUUUUUAAUUUUUUGAAUUUCGGGUCUUCAAAAAUAUGGUCGAGCCAGCUUUACAACCCUGGGAACGCAUUGCCUGGACGCCGGAACAGGAGCAGGUAAUAUAUCGUGAUUGGGGCCUGUUCUAUACGCAUAAACAACAAUUGGACAAGGCAGUACAUUAUUACAACAAGUCGCUCGAUCUGCAAGCUGAUGAUCCCAAGGCUUUGUAUUUUCGAAGUCGUUGCAAGCGCAACAUUGCCCAAACCGAGGGAGCAUUGGAUGAUGGAAGGGCGGCGUCGGCUCUCGAUGAUUAUAAUGCCCCCUUAAACUUGGAGAUCUGCGAUGCGCUAUAUGAACUAAAUCAAUUUGAAAAUUGCAAAGUGGAAUUGCACGAUAAUACCCGGAAGUAUUGCAAUAAAAAAGUUACGGCAUUUCUAAACCGACUGGUUGUGGUCGAUGAGAACUUCAAAGAUACCCUUGGCGACACAUUGGGUCCUUUUAUAAUAAAAAAUGGCAAACAUUUCGAUGAUGUCCUGGAGGCUUUCAAACGUUCACAGCAUGUCGAUACUCGGCCCCUAUGGAAACGCCUCAAAGAAGAUGACAAAUGUGAUGUCCUGAGUAUAUUGGAAAAGGAGGAAAUUUUACUGUCACCCCGCGAACUGGCGCGUCGUCAUCGCGCCUUCAAAGUUUUCAAUCAAAUCUAUUUCAAUAAAAGUUGGAUUGAUGUCUUAUUUUUGAAGCAGCUGCGCGAGAACAAAAAUCUCCUCUGGGCCCAGUCGAAAGUCUCAACGCCAUUCCUGCGUGAUCUUUGCAACACGAAAUACGAUGUGUUGAGGAAAUUCUUGAAAAUGUUACAGGCUCGUAGUCCUCUCUACACGGAACAGUGGCGAAAGUGUCCCAAUAAACGUAUUGGGGCAAAGCGAAAAGAGGAACAUUUAAAUCGGGUGCAAUAUCAAACGCGUCGAACAAUGUUCUCUCAGUUGAGAGCAAUUCGCCGGCUGCGAGAGGAGGGUGAUAUUGAUAAACUCUCCAAAUAUGUGGAGGAAGUAAUGGGAGAUUAUGUGGUUCUCAAAACUCAUCGUGUUAUGCCUUGGAAAUUUGAAUUUAUCAAUGAGGUCUACAAUAUUCUGGCCUUGGCCCACGCCGAUGGUUAUACUCUAAUGGAUGACAUUUUGGAAACAUAUGGCAAGGAACGUCUACUAAGGCUAUUGCGCAUGCCCACAGACAAAUAUAAGGAUAUUGUGCAAUUUGUAUUCGGCGAUAAGUCAACGUAUCGGGAACCGGAUGCCGUAGACUAUAGUCUGGUGGCGUAUAAGAAAUUUCUACCCCGCCUUGAAAAACGCAUGAUAUUUGCUCGAUACUCCAUUGAGAAAUGUUAUUUGUUGCACGAAAUUGCCCGGGCCCAUUUGAAGCAAAGUCAUUUUGAUGAAUGCUGUUCCUGGGCACGCAAAGCCAUUGAGGAAUCGAAAAUCUGCAAUAGCAUAAUAUGGCAUUUUGUAAGCAUUAUGCUGAUUGUUAAAGCCCAUGCUGCCCUACACAAAAUCGAACGUGGCAAAGAAGCCUUGGAGGAAGCCUUGUCUGUAGCCCAAAAGCUUCAAAAUCCCUUGCUAUGUUCCUUUGUUGAAUUCUGUCUGGCCAUAAAUGAGGAGGAAAUUGCCCUAAAGAAACGCUCGCAGUCUUUGGAAUCGGUUCGUAAACGUCGCAGUCGAGUCUCGUUGGGAAGUCGCUAUUCAAUGCAAUCCAAAAAUAGCACCGAAGAUAAUGCACCCUCAUCAUCGGUGCUGGGAGCUGGGGCAUCCGAUGGAGGUGGUGAUGGAAUGUAAAUUCAUAAAAAUUUUGA
Musca domestica (house fly) is the source of this 1869-nucleotide messenger RNA. RefSeq lists its product as uncharacterized. The record is from RefSeq and is a predicted model, not a curated record. The transcript has 7 exons. Gene Ontology annotation, molecular function: protein binding. NCBI's taxonomy places the organism in Eukaryota, Metazoa, Arthropoda, Insecta, Diptera, Muscidae. The coding region runs from base 86 to 1852 and encodes 588 amino acids.